UAAAGUGUUAAACUAAAGAAAAAGCUUGGUAAAAGACUUGAAGGCGCACAUGUGAUACCAAAAGCAUGUCUUUUGAUUUCAGCAAACCCAAAACCCAAAUCAUCGAUUCUACUCGCAAUUGCCAUUGUUGUUGUGCUUCUAGUUGUUUAAAGAUAUGCAUCUCUCUUGGAUAAGGAUUCGUUUUUUUCAUCGCUGUAUCACUCCAUGAAAUCCCAAUUCAUAGAGAAAAACAAAACUUGGGUCUUUAGUUUUAGUUUCUGUACAUUGAAAUAUCGAUUUCGAAGAAUUGAUGAAUCGAUUUCAAGCAUAUGAAGAAAUCGAUUUCAAAUAAUCAAUUUUACAGAGACAAGCAUUGCUAACCUGUCGAUUAGGUCAAAACAGGAAAAAUCAUACCAAUUCUGGAGGAGGAGCGAUAUAGGAGAUUGAAGGAGCAUCGAGGGUAAAGCGUGUCUUUUUCUUCAUUCCGUCCGAGUCAGUCAUGUUUUUCAUUUGGACUGAAUCAGCACAAAUACGAGGACGAAUCAAAAAUUUGGACCGAGUCCAAGAUUGUAGUAGAAAAACAAACGCACAGACCGGAGAUUUCUGACCGAGUCCAAGCAUUCAACCGGAGAUUUCCGUUCACUCUCCGCCUUCUACAGCUUCUAGGCCUUCCCUCUAAAAAUACGAAAUUUCCGCUUCAGAAUCGAAAAUAUUCAACAAACCAACUGCCACUUUCACUGUGGACAUGGCUAAGAUUAGUGAGAAAAUAACACAAGUAAGAUGGUUUUAUGGAUCUUCUUUGACCACAACCUUUACAGGAAAUUCCCUUGUUCCUGUGCAUAUAACCACCAUCAAGUUCAAGACUCCAUUACUCCCCUUUCCAAGAACUCAAGUGUUGUAUCGUUGUUGCAGAUCAAUCAUGAAGACAGAUACAACAUUACCUAUCAUAGUCAAGGAAACCAUCGAUCCAACUGAUAAAGAAAAACAGAUAUUCGAUCGAUUGCGUGAAGUUCUUGUUCAUUUCAAUCUUGACACACAGCUUCGUGUUGCAGGAGGAUGGGUUCGCGAUAAGCUUCUAGGAAAAGAUUGUUAUGACAUCGAUAUUGCUCUUGAUAACAUGUUAGGAAAAGAGUUUUGUGAAAAGGUAAACGAGUAUUUAGUAUCCACAGGUGAACAAUCACAAGGAAUUGGUGUUAUUCAAAGCAAUCCGGAUCAAUCCAAGCAUUUGGAAACAGCAAGAAUGCGAUUAUUCAAUGUCUGGAUCGAUUUCGUCAACUUAAGAUCCGAAGAUUACACUGAAAACAGCAGAAUUCCAACCAUGCAAUUUGGUUCUCCAGAACAAGAUGCAUAUAGAAGGGAUCUUACAAUCAACAGCUUGUUUUACAACAUCAAUACAUGUUCAGUUGAAGAUUUUACAAAAAGAGGGUUGAAUGAUUUGAAAUCUGGGAAAAUCGUGACACCAUUGCCACCCAAAGAGACGUUCUUGGAUGAUCCUUUGAGGGUUCUUAGAGCAAUUCGUUUUAGUGCAAGGUUUGAAUUUGAAAUGGAUGAAGAAUUAAAAGUUGCAGCUUCAGACAAUGAUGUGAAAUCUGCCAUUGGUGGGAAAAUUAGCAGAGAAAGAAUCGGGCAUGAGAUCGAUCUUAUGGCAUCCGGGAAUCAACCAGAUAAAGCAAUAACUUACAUAUCAGAAUUAGGUUUGUUUUGGGUGGUUUUCACAUUACCUGAAAAUUGUAAACCUUCAAUUUCACAAGAAGAUGAUAGAAUUUGUGUUGAGUAUAUGAAUUUGGGAAUGAGACAGUUUCUUGAAGUGGGGUGUAGUUUUACAAAUGAACAGAGAAGGAUUUAUUUAUAUGCAUCGUUGUUUCUUCCACUUAGGAAGACAGUUUACAUAGACAACAAAAAGAAAACAUUUCCAAUUGUGAAUUUCAUUUUCAAAAACUCUUUAAAGUUAAAAGUUAGUGAUGCGGAUGAUGUUACGAGGCUACAUAAUGGAGUUGACAAGCUUUUGUGUUUGAUCCCAUUCGUGUUAUCCAAUGAAGAUAUGAGUAAAAUUGAUUGGGAAAUUGAUUUGAUUGAAGUUCCUGUGAAAUUGAAAUCAAGGAUCUUGUUGGGUUUGGUUUUGAGGGAAAUGAAAGAUUUGUGGAGGGUUGCUUUGAUGCUUUCGAGUAUUGUGGGGGAACAAGUGGAGAAAAGGAGGGAAGUGUUUAUGGAGGUUGAAAGAGAAAUAUUGAAAUUAGGUUUGGAGAAAGUGUGGGAAGUCAAACCUUUGGUCAACGGGAAGGAUAUAAUGAAACAUUUGGAGCUUGAAAAAGGGGGCCCGGUUGUUAGUGAAUGGCAGCGGAAGCUUCUACAAUGGCAGCUUGCUUAUCCUUCCGGAAGCUUAGAGGAAUGUGUUGAUUGGAUGAAGAGGGAAAUGGAGAAGAAGCGUGCUAGAACAUGAAGAGGAGAAUAAUCUUAAUCUAUUUCUAGGUGUUUUUAUUAUUAUUUUUCUAGUAAGUAGGUUGCUAUUUACAUUUUUAUCAAGAUAUUGGUAUAUCUUAGAAUCUAAAUAUGGGGAACAGUUUUUUGAUGUAAGUUGUUGUGAUGUACAAAAAGUAAAUUUUGAUGCUGGUGAUAUCGGUUUGCAUAUUCUGAAAUAUAAAAACAGAGAAAACGUGAUGGUGUUUUUUCU
Messenger RNA from Lactuca sativa (garden lettuce), 2650 nucleotides. Its product is annotated as CCA tRNA nucleotidyltransferase, mitochondrial. Gene Ontology annotation, biological process: tRNA 3'-terminal CCA addition. Gene Ontology annotation, molecular function: ATP:3'-cytidine-cytidine-tRNA adenylyltransferase activity; CC tRNA cytidylyltransferase activity; RNA binding. Lineage: Eukaryota; Viridiplantae; Streptophyta; Magnoliopsida; Asterales; Asteraceae. The record is from RefSeq and is a predicted model, not a curated record.